AUGGCAAAGGGAGAUGAGAUGCUAUUUAGUUUUAGAAGUAUUCCCAACUCAAUAACCACUUCUCUUCUCAAGUUGAGAAAAUCUAACGGAACAGAUGAACUCGUCUUGGAUAUCUUACAAGGAUUGUACAAUUGUGAUUACAACGUUUUGCUGCGCUCCUUGCAAAUAUGGCAAAUACUGGAAGGGAAAGGGCAUGAAGAUGUGAAAAAUCCUUCCUGGAUAAAGUAUUUUCCUGAAUGUCACGGCGAGCAGAAAGGUUGCGUGGAAAAAAUUGUGAAACAGUGCGGCAACUCUAUUGCACUGGUGAGCAAAGUCCCUCGCGUCAGUUUAAGUCUAGCGGCACAACUGUUAAAAAAGGUACGCAGUCUAAAAAUAAUCCACCUUUUAAGAGACCCCAGGGCUAUAAUGAAAUCAAGAAAGGUUUUAGAAUGGACUCCUCCGCCGGCUGGUUCAUUAUCUUUAUGUAGGAAAAUGGCUGAUGAUUACCUUCAAUCUGAUAUAAUAAAAAAAGACCACCCGGCAAGACUGCUGACCGUUUUUUAUGAAGAUCUCGUAACUCAUCCAGCAGAAACUGUUCAAAUGAUGUACGAUUUCGCAGGAUAUGAUUUUGACGAAAAAGAACAGAGUCGCCUGAGUAAUAUGACUGGAAUGACACCUGGCAAUAUGCCUAUAUCUAGUGAUAGAAAGACAUCGUUGCAAGUCGCAAUGGAAUGGAGAACAAAAAUUAACUUAACGUUUCUGAAUGCAAUAGAUCCUGGGUGUAAGGAUCUUUACAAAAUAUUAGGAUACCCUCCAUUAAAUAGUGAAACCGACAUACACAAUAGCAGUAUACCUCUUAGAAUAAUUGGUUAGAGCUUAGUUCAGAUCAAAAAUUAUAUUAGGAUGACUGUGUAUUACGUUUGUUCUGGUAUUCUGGUAUUCCGAAUGUCAUUUAGUCAGAAUGCCCUUCUGUCCAAAGGUUGAACAGUCCAAAGGCCCGAUAGUCCGAAAAAAGGUUAAUAUAAAUACAUGUUGUAUACUAAUGUUGAUAAAUAGUUUGAUGACAGCAUUACUCGAAUUGUUACUGGAACACAAGAAGCAGGCAUAAAAAGCAAAAAUGGCACACGUUUUCGUAACCUAUUUUCGGACUAAGGGUCAUUCGGACUUUUGGAAAUUCGGAUUAUUGGACCUUAGGACCGAUGAGCCUUCGGACUAUAAGGUAUUCGGUAUUUA
Molecule: messenger RNA, 1212 nt
Organism: Pecten maximus
Lineage: Eukaryota; Metazoa; Mollusca; Bivalvia; Pectinida; Pectinidae
Product: carbohydrate sulfotransferase 4-like
Exons: 2
Coding region: 1-852 (283 amino acids)
Biological process (GO): sulfur compound metabolic process; N-acetylglucosamine metabolic process
Molecular function (GO): N-acetylglucosamine 6-O-sulfotransferase activity
Source: RefSeq, a predicted model, not a curated record